AUGGCUGUAAGAUCUGCUUCAAAAGAACUUAAAAAAAAGGCUCCUAAGAAGCUUAAAGAUUUAAAUGCACCGAAGGCUCCUCUGACACCUUAUUUAAAAUGGGGUCAAGAACAAAGAGAAAAAGAUCCAGAAAUCAAAUCAUUACCGGUUGGUCAACAAGGAAAGAAGCUUAGUUUGAUGUGGCAAAAUGUUAGUGAUGAAAUAAAAGAAAAAUACAAAAGUGUUUACCAGAAGGAAAAAGAAGCUUACUUAAAAGAAUUUGAGGACUACAAGAAAACUGAUAGUUAUAAAGAAUGGUUUAAACAAAAAGAAGCAUUAUCAAAAGAAGAUGGAUCUACCGGGAAAAGAAAGAAAAGAAGUGCACAGAGUGCAUAUAAUGUUUAUUUUAAGGAAGAAUAUCCAAUUAUGGCUAGUAGUAUGAAUACUGAUGGAGAAAGUAAGCCUUCUAUGAAAGACGUCACAGCAAAAGUAGCUGAAAAAUGGAAGAAUUUUAGUGAUGCAGAAAAAGCGGCGUAUCAGGAAAGAGCUGAUGCUAUAAAUAAAGAGAAAAAGGAAGCAGAAUUUAUGUCUAAAGAAGAAUCAAAGGAAGAAGAAGAAGAUUCUGAAGAUGAAUAA
Messenger RNA from Vairimorpha ceranae, 615 nucleotides. RefSeq names its product high mobility group protein. The coding region runs from base 1 to 615 and encodes 204 amino acids. The record is from RefSeq and is a predicted model, not a curated record. NCBI's taxonomy places the organism in Eukaryota, Fungi, Microsporidia, Nosematidae. The transcript has a single exon.